Capsella rubella is the source of this 1295-nucleotide messenger RNA. Its product is annotated as actin-12. The record is from RefSeq and is a predicted model, not a curated record. The transcript has 5 exons. Bases 76 to 1209 code for a protein of 377 amino acids. NCBI's taxonomy places the organism in Eukaryota, Viridiplantae, Streptophyta, Magnoliopsida, Brassicales, Brassicaceae. Gene Ontology annotation, cellular component: cytoplasm.
GCCGGGACGUUUUAAGAUUCGUGAAGCCUCUCUUUCUCUUCUUCUACCUAGAAUUCAUCAGCUAGAGAUUGAAAAAUGGCGGACGGUGAAGAUAUUCAGCCACUCGUUUGCGAUAAUGGGACUGGAAUGGUCAAGGCUGGUUUUGCAGGUGAUGAUGCUCCAAGAGCAGUAUUCCCAAGUAUCGUUGGUCGUCCGCGUCACACAGGAGUGAUGGUUGGAAUGGGACAAAAGGAUGCAUAUGUUGGAGACGAGGCACAGUCGAAACGUGGUAUCUUGACUCUCAAGUAUCCAAUCGAACAUGGUAUUGUUAACAAUUGGGAUGACAUGGAAAAGAUUUGGCAUCACACUUUCUACAACGAGCUGCGUGUUGCCCCGGAAGAGCAUCCGGUUCUGCUAACCGAAGCGCCGCUUAAUCCCAAGGCUAACCGUGAGAAGAUGACACAGAUCAUGUUUGAAACUUUUAACACUCCUGCUAUGUAUGUUGCCAUUCAAGCUGUUCUCUCCCUCUAUGCCAGUGGUCGUACUACUGGUAUUGUUUUGGACUCUGGAGAUGGUGUGAGUCACACGGUUCCAAUCUACGAGGGUUAUGCACUUCCACACGCAAUCUUGCGUCUCGAUCUUGCUGGUCGUGACCUAACUGACCACCUCAUGAAAAUCCUAACAGAGCGUGGUUACUCCUUCACCACAACUGCUGAGCGUGAAAUCGUUAGAGACAUGAAGGAGAAGCUCUCUUACAUUGCCUUGGACUAUGAGCAAGAGCUCGAGACUUCCAAAACCAGCUCAUCCGUAGAGAAGAGCUUCGAGCUGCCAGACGGUCAAGUGAUAACAAUCGGGGCAGAGCGUUUCCGGUGCCCUGAAGUCCUGUUCCAGCCAUCGAUGAUCGGAAUGGAAAACCCUGGAAUCCAUGAAACUACUUACAACUCAAUCAUGAAAUGUGAUGUGGAUAUCAGGAAGGAUCUUUAUGGGAACAUUGUGCUCAGUGGUGGAACCACUAUGUUCGGCGGGAUUGGUGACAGGAUGAGUAAAGAGAUCACCGCGUUGGCUCCAAGCAGUAUGAAGAUCAAAGUUGUUGCUCCACCGGAAAGGAAGUACAGUGUUUGGAUUGGUGGCUCUAUCUUGGCCUCUCUCAGUACUUUCCAGCAGAUGUGGAUUGCGAAAGCCGAGUAUGAUGAAUCUGGACCGUCGAUUGUCCACAGGAAGUGCUUCUGAUCAAAUAUCACCAAGUAAAACAAGUUCGGUAAAAAUUUUGAUAAAUCAUUUUUCCACCCUGAAACCAGUUUCUAUAAUUACUUACA